GGUGUCUGUGUUUGCUUCCAGAGAUAGAGAUGGUAAUCAUGGAGCGCAGCAAGCUCCCGGAGCUGGCGCCCAGCACCUCGGUGCAGGAGCAGAACACCACAGACGAAGAGAAGAGCGCCGCCACUGGCCUGGACAGCGUCCAGUGGAGCAGACCCUUCCUGGAUAUGGUGUACCACGCCCUGGACAGCCCAGAUGACGAUUACCAUGCACUCUUCGUGCUCUGCCUCCUGUACGCGAUGUCUCAUAACAAAGGCAUGGAUCCUGAGAAACUCGAACGGAUCCAGCUGCCGGUGCCCACUGCGGCUGAGAAGACGACCUACAACCACCUACUGGCUGAAAGACUCAUCAGGAUCAUGAACAACGCAGCCCAGCCAGAUGGCAAGAUCCGGUUGGCAACGCUGGAGCUGAGCUGCCUGCUCCUGAAGCAGCAAGUCGUGACCAGCACGGGCUGUAUCAUAAAGGACGUACACCUGGCCUGCCUGGAGGGAGCCCGAGAAGAAAGUGUCCACCUGGUGCGGCAUUUCUAUAAGGGAGAAGAAAUCUUUUUGGACAUGUUUGAAGAUGAGUACAGGAGCAUGACGAUGAAGCCCAUGAAUGUGGAAUAUCUCAUGAUGGACGCCUCCAUCCUGCUGCCCCCAACGGGCACGCCGCUGACGGGCAUUGACUUUGUGAAGCGGCUGCCGUGUGGUGACGUAGAGAAGACCCGGCGGGCCAUCCGGGUGUUCUUCAUGCUCCGUUCCCUGUCACUGCAACUGCGAGGGCAGCCUGAGACGCAGCUGCCACUGACGCGGGAAGAAGACCUGAUCAAAACGGAUGACGUCCUUGAUCUGAGUGAGUUGGUCACCCCAAGUCACGGCGGGGGGGGACACCACCAGGCUGGCUCACGCGUCACUCGGAGGGUCACGUGCGACCUGCAUGUUGUACUGGGAUUGAUUCGUGACCGUGAGCUAACAGAGUGUGCUUGUCACACGAAACUUUCAAAGAAAGGGCCCUAGAUUCUGGGCACUUGAAGUCAGUCUGUGGGCCCUGCUUUCUGGAGACCAGUGGGUGCUGUGCGGGGGUUUUGCUGAAAGAUCUGUGCACGGUGAUUGGGGUCUCAAGAGGGGGUGGGCACAGCUCCAGGAUCCCCAC
Messenger RNA from Physeter macrocephalus (sperm whale), 1131 nucleotides. RefSeq names its product C-type lectin domain containing 16A. Bases 30 to 995 code for a protein of 321 amino acids. NCBI's taxonomy places the organism in Eukaryota, Metazoa, Chordata, Mammalia, Artiodactyla, Physeteridae. The record is from RefSeq and is a predicted model, not a curated record. Gene Ontology annotation, cellular component: late endosome; endolysosome membrane. The transcript has 8 exons. Gene Ontology annotation, biological process: endosome to lysosome transport; endosomal transport; regulation of autophagosome maturation.